Molecule: messenger RNA, 2365 nt
Organism: Pogonomyrmex barbatus (red harvester ant)
Lineage: Eukaryota; Metazoa; Arthropoda; Insecta; Hymenoptera; Formicidae
Gene: l(2)gd1
Product: lethal (2) giant discs 1
Molecular function (GO): DNA-binding transcription repressor activity, RNA polymerase II-specific
Source: RefSeq, a predicted model, not a curated record
UUAAAUGUGAUUCAUCUUUCUAUCUUUCAUUUUACGUUUUUACGCUAUUUGCAAUCCUCCUUAUCGUCGAUAUUGUGUCACCUAUUUGUUAUUAGGUUUUUAUAUUUUUACCGAUUUUAUUAUCAUGAUCUCUGUUGGUUUCAUUCUGAGCUAAAAUCAAUAAGAGGAGUAAGAAAAGAGAUGUAUACGUCUAUGUGCGAUAUGAUGUGAUAAUCGCCAUUAGUCCUUUGGUUUUUGACAUUUUUGCUGUGCUAUUGAUAAAUAAUUGCAUUACGUCCUAAUUAAUACGUUAAAAUGUUCAAUAAGAAGAAGGAACCGAGACAUCCUAGAUCAUUUGAUGGUUUAGAACAGUAUGGCAUUUUUGAAGUACCUGAUAUAAAUUUGGCCAAUAUUAAUGAUAACACAAUUAAAGAUGAUGACGACAAUGAUGAGAGUUUAGAAGCUGAAUUAGCUGCUUUGGCAGCGGGUAAUGAUACAAGUUAUAGAAGCAAACGCACUAUUAUUGUAGAUGAAAAAAUAUUGCCACUAGUUGAAGAUAGUGAAGCAAUUGCAACAUCAAAUAUAGUUGUAAAUGAUGAAAAUCCUUCGGAACCAAUAGCAGAUGUCUUAAUUGAUCAAGAAGCUUUAGAUAAAUUAAAACAACAACAACAAAAAUAUAAAACUGCAGCAGUUGCUUGGAAAAGAGCAGGCAAUAAAGAGCAAGCAUUAGAAUAUGUGAAAACUGUAAAACAAUUUGAUAUAGUUAUUGCCGCAGUUGCCGCAGGUGAAAAGCUUGAUUUAUCGGAUAUGCCACCUACUCCAAUUUUACCCUCUCCAAAUAAUAAUGUAACACAAACUGUAAAAGAAGAAAAUGAAGUUCAGCAACAAGCUACAGCCGAUCCAACUCCAUCAAAGUAUGGUCCCGAAAACAUUGAAGGCGCUCUUAAGGAACGUCUCGAAAUAUAUAGAAGAACACAAGUAGCUGCCGAAGAUGAGGGUAAUACAUCUAAAGCACGAAGAUAUGGUAGAAUUUGCAAACAAUUUGAAGAUGCUAUUAAGUUAUACAAACAUGGAAAAGUAGUACCUUUGGAUGAACUUCCCGUUCCACCUGGUUUGCCACCAUUAUCGCUCAAUUCACAAAAUAACGAUAUCUCCACGCAACCUACAUCUAAAUCUGAGUCAUCUGAGGAUAAUACUGUAAUAAAACCUGUGCAACCAAAAAUACCUGUUCCUCCUAAAAUAGGACCGAAACCAAAUCAGAGGAUUACAUCGCGUGCAGAAAAACAAAUGCUACAAUUGCAACUACGACAGCGUGAAUUAAAACAAGCUGCUUUAAAUGCAAAGAAAGAUGGAAAUAUGAAUUUAGCGCUUGAAUAUCUAAAACAAGCGAAAGGGAUACAACCUUUAAUAGAAGCUAGCAAAGCUGGCUUACCUGUCGAUAUGACCUCGAUCCCAUUGUCGCCUCUUGAAAAAGUAGAACUCAAUACAUUACAGAAGGAUGAAAAUUUCGUAAUGGUGUCUUCCGAAGAUUUUUUGGGAAGCGAAACAGACGAUAAAAUUUAUGAAAAUCUUGAAACCCAAUUAUUUAAACAAAUCAAAUGGUGUUUGUCUACACGGGAUCAUUCAAAAGCGCUAGGAGAUGUUCCUGGAUAUAAUAGAUGGGAACGGCUUGCAUUAAAUUAUACAAGAGAUUUAGAUAUGUUAAGAGUUCGAAAACGUGACUCUCUGCCACCUCCACAACACCAUUAUGAAACAAAAACCUAUCAAAUAGUACAGAGUUGCACAGAUUUAAACGAUAGUGAUAUAGAAAUUUCUAUAAUCAGAGGAAUCAAUUAUUCACGAGAAGCUGAUACAUAUGUAAUGUUUGAAUUUCCUUUUCCAUUGGAUAAUCAUCCUGUGGAUAGAACGUCAACAAUCAAAGAGUCUGCCAAUCCUGAAUACCAAGCUGUAUUUCCGUUGAAUGGAAUUAUAAAUCGUACCUCUAGACAAUGUCAGAGAGCAUUCAAACGACAUGCUUUAAAGUGUGAAGUUUGGGCAAAAGGAUGCUCGCUGAAUCCUAUCCUAUGUUGCACUCAUCCCAGAGGUUUCUUCCGAAGUGACAGUCUGCUUGGUACAGUAAUGAUUAAAUUACAGCCCCUAGAGUCUCAAUGUAUUCUACAUGAUUCUUUUCCACUUAUGGAUGGCAGAAAAGCAACAGGAGGGAAACUGGAGUUAAAAAUCCGUCUCAGAAAUCCAAUUCUUUUUAAGCAAGUCGAGAAUAUCACGGAUAAAUGGCUAACUAUUGAUCAAUAACCUAAUUUAUUAAUUUCAUAAAAAUCUAUUUUUAAUUUACUAUUGAUUAUAUUGUAAAGUUUAAAGCAAAACUAAUACAUCGAAAAUGGAAUAU